Priapulus caudatus is the source of this 524-nucleotide messenger RNA. RefSeq names its product eukaryotic translation initiation factor 5B-like. Gene Ontology annotation, molecular function: translation initiation factor activity. The record is from RefSeq and is a predicted model, not a curated record. NCBI's taxonomy places the organism in Eukaryota, Metazoa, Priapulida, Priapulimorpha, Priapulimorphida, Priapulidae. The transcript is spliced from 3 exons. Bases 1 to 300 code for a protein of 99 amino acids.
AUGGUGGCUGGGAUGAUAGAAGAUGAGAGGUUUGUCUGCGUUGGCAUCUGCACGACCAUCGAAAUCAAUCACAAAAUCAUCGACAGCGCGAAGAAAGGUCAGGAAGUUUGCAUCAAGAUCGAGCCGCUAGGGGGCGAUGCUCCCAAGAUGUACGGACGCCACUUCGACCACACGGACCUCCUCGUCAGCAAGAUCACGCGAGAGUCCAUCGACACGUUGAAGAAGUAUUUCCGAGACGACGUGCAGAAGACCGACUGGCAGCUGAUCAUCGACCUGAAGAAACUCUUCGAAAUUCUAUAACAUUGUCUGUCGUCGUCGCCCCCGCGCCUUGUCGUCGUCGUCAUCGUCCGUGUCACCACGCGUUGUCUUGGUCGUCAUCAUCCGUGUCACCACGCGUUGUCGUCGUUAUCGUGCGUGUCACCACGCGUUGUCUUGGUCGUCAUCGUCUGUGUCACCACGCGUUGUCGUCGUCGUUAUCGUGUGUGUCACCACGCAUUGUCGUCGUCGUCAUCAACCGUGUCACC